Molecule: messenger RNA, 2412 nt
Organism: Boeremia exigua
Lineage: Eukaryota; Fungi; Ascomycota; Dothideomycetes; Pleosporales; Didymellaceae
Exons: 1
Coding region: 275-2179 (634 amino acids)
Source: RefSeq, a predicted model, not a curated record
GUGAGGUGGUUGCGACCAACUUGUCUGUUUGAGUGAAUUCAUGCUGUCGAUGAGACGAAGGCGAUGGACUGGGGCACCUGCUGAGCUUGGGUGGUGGUACAAGUGGGACCGCUAGGAAGCGAGCUAACGACACGGUGCCUUCGCGCCUGGUGCCACCCUCCGUCUCCUACAACACGAGAUCUGAGAAUACGCGCCACUCCCCCAUAGGUCAGGCAUUCAAGUGUGUUUCGCACUCUUACCUGUCCAACAGAUCUUCGCACGUGCACAACGACUCAUGGAAAUUCCAAGAACCAUUUCCGGUCCUAUCGACCCCGGAAUCACAUCGUUUCUGGAUCUCCCUGCAGAACUUCGCGGGCUGAUAUACGAUCUUUUGUUCAAACGCGAUGCAUCCGUAUUUCUCCAUAAUCGCGACGCGUAUUACGCUGAACUUCCCCUUAACCAUCAUGAAUCUACGACGAGGUGGUCAGACUAUGCCCGAGAAUUUUCCCUUGACCAGGGCGACCCGAUGGUAUUAUCAAGGAAGAAUUAUCAGCUGCUUAUCGAACAGGAAAGGUGGGAGUUCGAGCGUUCGGCAGAUUUUCAGCAUCGGUUUGGAGACGGCAUCAAGCUUCUGGCAUCAUGCCGCCAGAUCUAUCAUGAGGCUUCUGGGAUUCUGUACGGAGAGAACUCUUUCACGUUCUCACGUAUGAUUACGAGGCAUGAUCUGUUCAGACGAGACAAGUGGCAUUCUCUCGAGCGACAAAAAGCCUAUCAUCAAGCUCACUACGCGCCGAUGUGGGUUGCCAAUAUUGGCCACAAUUACAGGUUUCUCCAUGAUGUCAGGAUUGAUUUCGACGCCGUCUGCACCUAUGAAGGAUGUCCGAAGAACUCAGAUAGGACAACUAUCGAUCUGCUUCCGAUAUUGAAGAUCAAGUGGGACAUGCCUGUCUGUAAUAUCGCAUUCGUUCACACGGAGCGUUACGUCCGAGGCGAGUAUUUUGAAGAUACACCAUGGGCUCCGACCGAUCAUCAUGAAGAGCCUCCACGGAAUUGGGUUGUAUCCCUGAACAACCUACUGAAGACGCUUGGUGAAGAGGACGCGCUUAUGAUUCGUCGACACCGCAAAUACUUCCGUAAUUUGGAGUCUCUCCAGCUCGAUGUCUUGCUUCCUCACCUUAGCUUUGCAGAGUUCGCAGGCGUUAGUCCCGUAAGCAAUUUCAUCAGCCCGAACUAUCCACACGGGAGUACCCCCAGCGGAGCUAUAAAUUUCUCCGUCUCCGAAUUUGGCACGAUGGCAAAAUGGAUCCCCGAGCCUCCUAUAGACGACGAAUUUGGCCUGUUCAGAUUACCCCACAACGUACGGCUUCAUAUUCGGCAUCAUUUGGAACGAGAUGUAGAAGAAUCUGCGAUCAAUACCGGCCUUCGACCUGUGGUUCAUAUCAACUUGGAGCUCAACAACGUGUGCAAGGCUCUUCCAGUUGCCCGGUAUGAUCAGUACAGAGAAUACGAAGCGAGUCAUCAAAGCGUACACCUCAAGAUUUCUGGAUUUUACCUCCCUGGUCGCAUCAUGAGCUACAGGUAUCAGGUGAGAAUUCUGUGCGAAGUUACAGACUUCAUCUUUAAUAAGGGUGAUGACAACAUCGCCGCUCGAAAGUUCGCAAGGCGUUGGCUGAGAAAUGGCGGGGAAACCACUUUAGUGCUCCGUGUCAAGGACAACCCACACAUCGGUGCGCAUGUGGAUCUGCGAUCUCUUGAACAGUUGCUCGAUCACGAAACCCUAAAUCCUUUAAGCACCGCCAUAACCUUCUCUAAUGAACGCAUAGUUUCAGGACGAAGCGUUCCUAUUUCGACAGCAACAAUAUCGAUUCUCCGCCUGCGGCAGCACUUGUUUAUCUACCUGAGCCACCUCCUAGCCACUUAUCCACUCGACGUAAAACCACUUAUGCCUCCCGUACUGGUGGACCACGAGUGGAAUAUAAUCGAUAAAGACGACCAACCACUAUCGCCGCCGCGUACCCAAGACGAUUGGAACACCUUUGUGACGGACCCAACUUCUGCUUACAACAUCAUAAAGAACAACAAGAAUAUCAGACGUCAAUACGAUGGUCUGACAGCGCACAUGGAGUACUACUGGUUUUUCUUGGAGCAUCUACUCAUCAAAAAGGUCGAGGAAAACGAUCACGGACCACAGUCGCAGUAGAGAGCAUCAUGCGGUGCAUACAACCCGUCUCGCCGUUCUCGGGGCAAGCUGCAGCGCGGAAUCGGUACGUUAUGUUGACAACAAAAAAUGUCAAUACUAUCUAGUAUCCAAUCUUCCAGCAUCCAAGUCACUGGGUGGAGUAUUCUGCAAGCUUGCAGCCGCCACGAAUACAUCCACCUUAAUUAACAUGGAUCCAUACAUCUCUUUGAAACUGUCUAACGCCCUCCGUUACC